Molecule: messenger RNA, 2382 nt
Organism: Rotaria sordida
Lineage: Eukaryota; Metazoa; Rotifera; Eurotatoria; Philodinida; Philodinidae
Source: the annotation of a GenBank genome assembly
AUGGGACCUACUAGUGAUAAUAACGAUGUUCAUCGUCCAGGUGCACUUAAACAACAAAAUAAACGAUUUAAAAGUGGUCGUCAUCGAUCUCAACAUGAAAUUAAACGAAGCACUAAAGGUCGAGUGGCAGAAAAAAAACAUGCACGUAGUUUAAAACGUUUAAAUGUAACAAAUAAACAAGAUCGAUUAAAUACAGCUAUUCAAAUUCGAAAACAAAAACUUCAAGCUAAUAGAGAAAUUAGACAAACAAUUGGUGCUAUUGAUGGUGUUCCACAAAUUAUUACAGUAAUACCUUUAUCAUCAGAUGUAAAUAUAUAUUCAAUUAUUGAAUUAUUAACAAAUUCAAUCGAUGAUAAGAAAUCAUUUGAUGAAGCAACUCAAUGUGGUGCAAGAAUUUAUACAUGUUCGAAACUUCGAUCAAAAUUUUGUUUUUUAACUCCAACAGUAACAAAUUUGGAAAAUGUUCUUGAUGCUGCUAAGAUGUCUGAUACAAUAAUAUAUGUGUUAUCAUCAUCAAAUGGUAUAUCAAUUGAAGGAGAUUAUUUACUUGAUUUAAUAAAUGUUCAUUGUCUUUCUGGAAAUGUUAUUUAUUCAAUAAUUGAAUCAAAUGAUGAUUCAAUGUCAACAAUAUCAUCAUCAACAUCACGAAAUUCAUCAUUAAAAAAUUUAGAAAAAUAUCUUGAAAAAAAAUUUUCAAAUGUUAAAUUAAUUCCAUUAAAUAAUCCACAAGAUGGUCAACGUCUUCUAUCGAAAUUAACUCAACAAAAAUUAAUUAAAAUAACAAAAACAUUUUCAAGACCUUAUUUAUUUGCUCAAACUUUUUCUUAUUUAAAUCCAAAGUCAUCAAAAAGUACAUUAAAAUUAAGUGGAUAUUUACGUGGAAUUGAUUUAUCUCCAAAUGAUCUUGUUUAUAUACCAAAUUUAGGAACAUUUCAAUUAGAAAAAAUUGAACAACAUCAAUUUCAACGAGAUUCCGAUGGAAUAAUAAAAACAAUUGUUGAUAAAACAUUUAUACCUGAUCCAAAGCUUCAACGAUCAUUAGUAUUUGAAGCUGAACAAGAUCCAAUGAAUUUUGAUCAAGAACAAACAUGGCCAACUAAAGAAGAUAUUCAACAAUCCGAACGUCAAUUAAAAAAACGUGUACCUAAAGGAACUUCUCAAUAUCAAGCUGCAUGGAUUCUUUCUGAUGAUGAAGAUAAUGAUUCUCUCAAUCAACAAAAUGAUUUCGAUGAAGAUCAUCAAGAAAUGAUGACUGAUUAUGCUGAUGAUCUACAAUCAAUUAAACUUGAUAAAGAAGAAGAUGAAGAAGAAGAAGAAGAAGAAGAAGAAGAAAUGGAUGAACUUGUUAUGAAUCCAAAUAAUUAUGAUGAAAAAACAGAUUUAGAAGAAGAUAAACAAACUUUAAAAAAAUUAAAAGAAGCGAAAUUAGAUGAACAAUUUCCCGAUGAAGUUGAUACACCAAUGGAUGUUCCUGCUCGUGUUAGAUUUCAAAAAUAUCGAGGUUUAAAAAGUUUUCGAACAACAAAAUGGGAUCCUAAAGAAAAUUUACCAUCGGAUUAUGGAAGAAUUUAUCAAUUUCCUAAUUUUCGUGCUAUGAUUAAACAAAUUCAAAGUGAACAAGAACAUAAUCAACAUAAACAAGAUCAUGCUCAGGUGCAUAGUUAUGUAACUCUUUAUGUAAAAGAUGUGCCUGUCAGUCGAUUUGAACCUGGUCAUCAUUUAUUUGUAACGGGUCUUUUACCAUAUGAACAAUGUUUAUCAGUAUUAAAUAUUGUUUUAAAUCGUACAAAUGAUAGUGAAAUAAUUCUUAAAUCAAAAGAACGUCUUAUAUUUCACGUUGGUUUUCGUCGUUUUGCAAGUUCACCCAUUUAUUCUCAACAUUCAAAUGGAGUUAAACAUAAAUUUGAAAGGUUUUUUCGGCCACGACAAACCUUAGUUGCAACAUGUUUUGGUCCAAUAACAUAUCCACCUGCAUCAGUUUUAGCAUUUAAACAAUUUCCUGAUGGUCGUCAAGAAUUAGUAGCAACUGGUUCUCUUCUUUCAGUUAAUCCUGAUCGUAUUAUUUUAAAAAGAAUAGUAUUAAGUGGACAUCCAUUGAAAAUUCAUAAAAGAUCAGCUGUUGUACGAUAUAUGUUUUUUAAUCCUGACGAUGUUAAUUGGUUUAAACCAAUUGAAUUACGUACACGAUGGGGUCGACGAGGACAUAUUAAAGAAUCACUUGGUACACAUGGUCAUAUGAAAUGUCAAUUUGAUGGAAUUCUUAAAUCACAAGAUACUGUAUUUAUGAAUCUCUAUAAACGUAUUUAUCCGAAAUGGACAUAUGAACCAUUGUCAAUUCAACAACAACAACAACAAGAAAAUAAUGAAGAAAAUAUGCAAUGA